This is a messenger RNA of Nanorana parkeri, 2390 nucleotides long. RefSeq names its product frizzled class receptor 3 (gene FZD3). NCBI's taxonomy places the organism in Eukaryota, Metazoa, Chordata, Amphibia, Anura, Dicroglossidae. Bases 252 to 2267 code for a protein of 671 amino acids. Gene Ontology annotation, molecular function: Wnt-protein binding; Wnt receptor activity. The transcript has 6 exons. Gene Ontology annotation, cellular component: plasma membrane. Gene Ontology annotation, biological process: non-canonical Wnt signaling pathway; canonical Wnt signaling pathway. The record is from RefSeq and is a predicted model, not a curated record.
GGAAGACUCCCGGAUAUUCUUAUUUCUCUGAGGGAAGAUGGAGACCGUGGUUUGGGAGUGUGGUUAGCACUUGCGGAUCCUGAAGAGGGGAAAUAUGAACCCGCCUUUAAGAAGGAAGCUGGAUGUUCUCUGUCUUCUGACUGCCAGGAAUGCGUCGGAGAUCCCAUUAUGAUCAAUGCGUACUGGAAACACCGCCACCAGAGCCGUCCGUCCAUGGGACUGUGGAGGACAGCUAGGAUUUGAAGGGCACUAUGGUUCUGUGCCGAUCCAUCAUGGCUGCCUACUCCGGCUCCGUCUGGGUACUUCUUGUUCUCGUCCAGGGGGCCAUGGGACACAGCCUGUUCGCUUGUGAGCCCAUCACUCUAAGAAUGUGUCAAGACCUCCCGUACAAUACCACCUUCAUGCCCAAUCUCCUCAACCACUAUGACCAGCAGACGGCAGCCCUGGCAAUGGAGCCUUUCCACCCCAUGGUGAACCUGGAGUGUUCCAGAGACUUCCGGCCCUUCCUGUGCGCGCUCUACGCGCCCGUCUGCAUGGAAUACGGGCGGGUCACACUGCCGUGUCGCAGGCUGUGCCAGCGGGCGUACAGCGAAUGCUACAAACUCAUGGAGAUGUUUGGCGUGCCGUGGCCGGAGGAGAUGGAGUGCAGCCGAUUCCCCGAUUGCGAUGAGCCCUACCCUCGAAUGGUGGACCUCAGCGUCUCCAGGCUGCCCACGGAGGACGCCCCGCUAGCGGUGCAAAGAGACUAUGGCUUCUGGUGCCCCAGGGAGCUUAAAAUUGACCCCGAGUUGGGUUACUCCUUUUUGGGAGUGCGUGACUGUUCCCCGCCCUGCCCACACAUGUACUUCCGGAGGGAAGAACUCUCCUUUGCCCGAUACUUCAUCGGGGUCAUUUCCAUCGUCUGCCUCUCGGCCACCUUGUUCACCUUUUUGACGUUCCUCAUUGACGUGACCAGGUUCCGAUACCCGGAAAGGCCCAUCAUAUUCUACGCCGUCUGCUACAUGAUGGUCUCGCUGAUCUUCUUCAUCGGGUUCUUGCUGGAGGGCCGCGUGGCGUGCAACGCCUCCAGCCCCACCCAGUACAAGGCCGCCACUGUGACCCAAGGAUCUCACAACAAGGCUUGCACAAUGCUCUUCAUGGUUCUCUACUUCUUCACCAUGGCCGGCAGCGUUUGGUGGGUGAUCCUCACCAUCACCUGGUUCUUGGCGGCCGUUCCCAAAUGGGGGAGCGAAGCCAUUGAGAAGAAGGCGCUCUUGUUUCACGCCAGCGCCUGGGGCAUCCCGGGUACCCUCACCAUCGUCCUUCUGGCCAUGAACAAAAUCGAAGGGGACAACAUCAGCGGGGUUUGCUUUGUUGGCCUGUACGACGUCCACGCCUUGAGAUACUUUGUCCUGGCGCCCCUCUGCCUGAACGUUGUGGUUGGCGUGACUUUACUCCUGGCCGGGAUUAUUUCUCUGAACCGAGUGCGGAUUGAGAUCCCGCUGGAGAAGGAAAACCAGGACAAGCUGGUGAAGUUCAUGAUCCGCAUUGGCGUGUUUAGCAUAUUGUACCUGGUUCCUCUCUUGGUGGUGAUCGGCUGCUACUUCUACGAGCAGGCUUACCGGGGGGUGUGGGAGACCACGUGGAUUCAGGAACGCUGUCGAGAAUAUCACAUCCCGUGCCCUUACCAGGUGACGCAGACAAGCCGUCCUGACCUCAUCCUCUUCCUGAUGAAGUACCUAAUGGCCCUGGUGGUGGGAAUACCGUCCGUCUUCUGGGUGGGCAGCAAGAAGACCUGCUUCGAGUGGGCCAGCUUUUUUCAUGGCCGGAAGAAGAAAGACAGAGGCGUCAACGAAAGCCGCCAGGUCCUCCAGGAGCCCGACUUUGCUCAGUCUCUCCUCCGGGACCCCAAUGCCCCCAUCGUUCGCAAAUCACGCGGGACGUCCACUCAGGGAACAUCGACUCACGCCUCGUCCACUCAGCUGGCUGUGAUGGAUGAGCAGAGGAGCAAAGCGGGCAGCGUCCACAGCAAGAUGAGCAGCUAUCACGGCAGUCUUCAUCGCUCCAGGGACGGAAGGUACACGCCAUGCAGCUACCGAGGAAUAGAAGAACGGGUCACGCACGGCAGCAUGUCCCGUCUCACCGACCACUCCCUGCACAGCAGCACGCAUAGACUUAAUGAGCAGUCCAGGCAAGGCAGUGUCAGAGACUUAAACAACCCCUUGGCUCACAUCUCCCAUGGGACCAGCAUGAACCGAGUCAUUGAAGAGGAUGGAGCAAGUGCCUGAAGGGCUCCUUGAUGACGGACACACAUGUCUUCUUGAAAGCACUAUGUAGUUCAAAAGAAUUACUAAGGAAGAGUUGAGCUCUUUCCCCUAACUCACCAAGGGGGGGCCUGUUCAUUGAUUUAC